AUGGCGGAGGGCUACAUGGCUACCGCCACUCUGGCUCCUCCACAGAGUGAGGAGGACCACGACCAAGCGGCACCGCUAGCUUCAGGCCCAGGUGCCUGCAUUGCCGGGACUUCGGCGGCUGCUCCUUCCACGGCGGCCAAGGGUCGACGCAAAGUCUUCGACGCACACCUGGACCAGGACACCAUAGAAGCAGGCCUGGCCACGGGGGCUCUCAUCCGCGGCAUCUUGAGAGUCAGCGGAUCAAAGCUCAGUAUCGCCUUUGUGCGGCCAGAGGGUGCCAGAAGUGACGACCGGGACCUGGUGGUUCGCGGCUCGCAGCACCGGAACCGGGCCGUCCACGGGGACGUGGUAAUUGUCCAGCCCAUCAUGUACGGUCGCCAGGAGGAGUCCUCUUCCGAGGAGGAGGCGCCGCCCGCGGCCAUACCUUGCUCCGACUCUGAGGAGGAGGAGAUUGUGCUGAACAAGCCGCAUCUCGCAGGAGCAGCCCGAGCUGCCCCCAAGUCCUCCGAGCAGGAAGUACAGAUGGCGAAGGUCGUCGCCAUCGCAGAGAAGAAAGGGCAGGGUCGGGUCAUCGUGUGCACGCUGCACCCAGACCGGGACAAGAAGGAUUCGACAGGCGAGGUCCUGAAGGACGACCGCUUUAUCCGGGCAGUGCCGACAGACAAGCGAUUACCGACCAUGCUACUCCAGAUUAACAACGUCACCACCAAGGCCCUGCGGCUGCCGGGGAAGCUGGAUCGCUUUCAGCUGUGGCCCAUGCAGAUCCAAGUGUGGAACGAGACCAGCAAGCAUCCGCUUUGCCGCCUGCAGGGCAGCUGUCUGGGCCGGGCCGGCAGCCUGGAAGCGGAGGAGCGCCAUGCCCUGAUUGCGAACGAACUCGACAGCCACGAUGUCGACUUCUGCGAGGAAGAGCUUGAUGAGGUGGACCAGAUCGUCCAGGCGGCCCAGCGAGACUUCGAGUCGGAGGCUGCUUCCAGGAUGGAUCUGCGACAGAAGCGGAUCUUCACCAUCGACCCGGCCACGGCGAAGGACCUGGAUGAUGCCAUUCACGUGGAGGACUUGAAGGGCAAGGGUCAGAUCGAGGUGGGAGUGCACAUCGCCGACGUCGCUCACUUCCUGAAGCUCGGCUCGAUUACGGAUGAGGAGGCCCGACGUCGUACCACCUCUGUCUACCUCAUCGGGCGGGUGUUGCCAAUGCUGCCGCAUGGCCUCUGCAACUAUCUCUGCUCCCUGAAUCCGAACGAGCCAAAGUUGGCCUUCUCGGCCUUCUUCCGCCUCUGCAAGAGAACGGGCCAGCUGAUCGAGAACCCUGCGCCCUGGUUUGCAAAGACGGCCAUCUCCUCCGUGUGUCGUCUGAACUACGAGCAGGCUCAGGACAUCAUCGACGAUCUUGACAUUGAGGAGGAAGACCGGCCGCUGGUGCACGGCGGCUACACGUGGCAGCAGAUCAAGGACGACAUCCUGCUGCUCUACGAAGUCUGCGGCAAGGUGCGGCAUGGCCGCCUGACGGGCGGAGCCAUGACGAUCAGCAAGACGAAGAUGGUCUUCCACACCAGGGACAGCGAGGAUGGGAUUCCCACAGGCUACCACUUGGAGUCUCACAGUGCAUCUCACUGGGUCAUCGAGGAGCUGAUGCUUCUGGCCAACCGGUGCGUCGCCAAGCGCCUCGCCAUGUCGGAGCUCUCCGAGGUGGCCGUGCUGCGGAACCACAAGCCACCGGAUCUGAAGAAGGCGGAAACGCUCCAAAAGCUCAUGCGAGAGCGCCUUGGGAUCAAGGACUUCAGCAUGUCUUCGGCCUUCGCCAUCUACAAGUCGUGCCAGGACAUCUACCAGAAGCAUGGCAAGAUGCUGGGGCUGUGUGUGGAGAUGAUGAUCAUGCGCGCCGGGAUGAAGCAGGCAGAAUACUUCCUGUAUGGUGUCGUCGAGGAAGAGGAGGAGGAGCAUUGCCCGCAUCACUUUGCGCUGAAUUUUGACUACUACACGCAUUUCACUUCGCCAAUUCGGCGAUAUCCGGACGUGAUGGUGCACAGGGUGCUGUGUGCACUCUUGGACCGUCAGAUGGAGCCUCGAGGACCAGCAGAAGAAGGCGAAGAAGAGGGACCUGCCUUCUUUCAGACUCGCGACGAAGCCAAGGAGCAGGUGAAAAUCUGCAACGAGAAGAAGAUGAAUUCCCGGAGGUGCCAGGAGCAGCUCGACCGGGCUGUGUUCUGUAUCUACCUGCGCUCGAUGAAGUCUUGGUGCUACACCGUUGGCACCAUCCUGGCCAUGACCCGGAACGAGCGAGACGGCGACUCGCUGACUGUCUACUGCUCCCAGCUGGGGCGAGAGAGCAAGGUGACUCUUUGCCGGGCAUCUGCGGAGGAAGACAACGUGGAGCUCUUCCGGAACGGUCGAGAACUCAG
Symbiodinium necroappetens is the source of this 2402-nucleotide messenger RNA. The record is from the annotation of a GenBank genome assembly. NCBI's taxonomy places the organism in Eukaryota, Dinophyceae, Suessiales, Symbiodiniaceae.